This is a messenger RNA of Populus trichocarpa (black cottonwood), 2032 nucleotides long. RefSeq names its product cytochrome P450 710A1. Gene Ontology annotation, molecular function: monooxygenase activity; iron ion binding; heme binding. The record is from RefSeq and is a predicted model, not a curated record. Lineage: Eukaryota; Viridiplantae; Streptophyta; Magnoliopsida; Malpighiales; Salicaceae. The transcript has a single exon. Gene Ontology annotation, biological process: sterol metabolic process. Bases 275 to 1807 code for a protein of 510 amino acids.
CUUCAGAGGAAAAGGGCAAUGCCUGCCUCUACUACCUCACCACAUUAACUAUCCACAUUUUAAUUUAAUUCACAGCUUCUUCAAAAAAUUUGUUCUAUCAAGGGACCUGUUUUUAACGACCACCUUGCCUUAUUUAUUACAUAUUAAUAUAAAAUCAUUUUUAAAAUCUUGUCCAAUCAUUUAAAUUUGUUAACCUAGAAAGUUUCCUCUAUAUAAACGUCUGCAGCGAAUUCCCUUCCCCCCCUCUUAAGAAACUUUGAAAAGAAAAAAAACAAUGACAACCUUGCUAUUGUCCUGUGCAACUUUCUUAUCAACUCUAGUUCCAUACAUAAUUUCUUUCGUUAUUUUCCUCGUUUUGGUGGAGCAGGUGAGUUAUUUGAUAAAGAAACGAGGAGCUCCGGGUCCUGUUUUUGUGCUUCCAUUUAUUGGCAACGCAAUUUCUUUAGUAAGAGAUCCAACUUCAUUCUGGGACACCCAAUCCGCCAAUAGCUCUCGUUCUGGAUUCUCUGCUAACUAUAUAAUCGGGAGGUUCAUAUUGUACAUUCGCGACACUAAUCUCUCCCACCUCAUUUUCUCAAACAUAAGGCCUGAUGCUUUCUUGCUUGUUGGCCACCCUUUUGGGAAGAAGCUAUUUGGUGAGCAUAAUUUGAUUUAUAAGUUCGGUCAGGAACACAAGGAUCUCCGCCGCCGAAUCGCUCCCAACUUCACUCCUCGUGCUCUUUCAACCUACACCUCACUCCAGCAGAUAAUCAUUCUCAAGCACUUGAAAAAAUGGGAGAGCUUAUCCUCAAACAGUCCAAACAAGUCCAUCUCUCUCCGCUUGUUAGUUCGAGACAUGAACCUCGAGACUUCACAGACCGUUUUUGUCGGCCCGUAUUUGAGCGAAGAAGAGCGGGAGCGAUUCAAGCUGGAUUACAAUAUGUUCAACGUUGGACUAAUGAAACUCCCUAUUGAUCUCCCAGGUUUCGCAUUUCGAAAUGCCAGGUUGGCUGUUGACAGGUUAGCAGAAACCCUCUCAGAAUGUGUAAUGAAGAGCAAGAAAAAAAUGGACAAUAACCAUGAACCAUCUUGCUUGAUAGAUUUCUGGAUGCAAGAAAUGCUUAAAGAAAUCUCCGCUGCCAAAUCCGCUGGAGAGCCAGUUCCACCGCACACUAGUGAAGCCGAGAUCGGAGGCCACCUCUUUGACUUCCUCUUUGCUGCUCAGGAUGCUUCAACGUCAUCGCUCCUUUGGGCGGUGGCGCUUCUCGACUCGAACCCGGAAGUCCUGCUGAAGGUUCGAAAGGAAGUGUCGAGUUUCUGGUCACCAGAAUCUGAUGGUUUAAUAAACACGGAGCAGCUCAGGGAAAUGAAGUACACGCAGGCGGUGGCGCGUGAGGUGCUGAGGUACCGCGCCCCUGCGACGUUAGUCCCCCAUGUAGCUAUGAAGGAGUUUGCUUUGACGGAGUCGUACACGAUUCCUAAAGGGACCAUUGUGUUCCCGUCGGUUUUAGACAGUUCAUUUCAAGGGUUCACUAAACCGGACCGGUUUGACCCGGACCGUUUCUCUGAGGACAGGCAAGAGGAUCAGUUAUUCAAAAAGAAUUUCUUAACUUUUGGAGCUGGAGCCCACCAGUGUGUGGGUCAAAGGUAUGCCCUCAAUCAUUUGGUUUUAUUCAUCGCCAUGUUCUGUGCGUUGCUUGAUUUUAAGCGGUACAGAGCGGACGGCUGUGAUGAUAUUGUUUACAAUCCAACUAUCUGUCCAAAGGAUGGCUGCAUUGUUUCCUUGAAAAGGCGGGGCACGCGAUAUCCUAAUCUCUCUUUGGAGUGACAGAAAUGCCCUUGGGGGAUUAAUCCUAUGGACGCGUGUGUAUUUAUAAUUUAUGAUCUUGUAUUGGUGUGGCUUGUCAGUGUAUACUGAAAGGAUGGAUGCACGAUCAGGAUUCUUUUGACCAGCAUUGUUUGUUUGAUAAUUGGGUUUGGGAAGCAACUCUCGUAAAAACUAUUAUUAUGAUUCAAUAAGACAAUCCUUCUUCUUAAGAUAUUAAGCGCUUAA